GCUACAGGAAGUUCAUUACAAUCCCGCGCGAAUACAUCUAGGAAGCAACACAACGGCGCGUCAUUUGAGACCGCAGAAACUACGUCCAGCAGGCGUUUUCAAACUUACUCAAACAAGCAACUUUCAUUAUGGAUGUUACUGGACUGGAGGAUUUGAUCGAACACAUUAAUGCUAAAAUAUCUGCCGUCAAGACGAUCUUCCAGUUGAAGAGCCUAACCAGUGAUAAGGAGAAAAGGCAAGUUUUGAAGAAACUAAAUCAGGACAUUCUUGUCAUUAACGAAUUUUUAAACAAACUUGAAGCCCAAAUAUUUCAUCAAGUAGAGACAUUAAGAUCACUAAAGGAUUUAGAGGAGAUGUAUGGAGAAGACAUGAAAGAAUUAAUUUAUUUAAGUGAACAUAUUCCUGCUCACAUGCCUAAGAAGUGUCCCCCUCAAAGCAUGGAAGUAAUUGUCCAAGCCGAACCCAGAGAAACAAAGCCUGAGAAAAAAAUAUCUAAACCAUGGAACAGUAUUAAAGAGAUGGAGUUUAUUACCAUGGCUGAAUUUGAAGACAUCCCAGGGUACAUGAAGGGCCGCUUGACUUAUCCCCAGGUUAAUUCUGUAAUCCAAGAUUUCAACAAAGCAGUGGUGGGAAAAUAUAAGAUAAUGCAGCUGCCAGUCAAGUCACUUAACAAUGCAUCACGUAAACUUCUUCAGCGUUUCAAAGACGAGGAGUUAAAGACAACUAAAGGCUUGUAUUUUAUAGUUGAUGCUGAUAUUAAAGAAUUUACACAAAUGAAAGUAGACAAGAAAUUCCAUGGGAUGCUGAACAUAUUACGACACUGCAGGAGAAUGCGGGAGGUUAGAGAUGGGGGGCUUGUUCGAUACAUUGUACUGUAAAACUCUGGAAUUCAGUCAAUGUAAUGUAUGUCUUCUACAAGCACUACCUAAAUUGCCCCUAACCCCAGUGUCUCAUUUCAUUUUCUUAUAAUUUACAAAUAUACUUUGAAUUUUAUUAGCAGUAAAUCUAAGGUUAUUUCUUCUAAAGGUUUUAUGAAGCAGUAAAUCAGAGUAAACUGCAUGUAGUAGCAAUAAAAUUUCAUUUACUGUUUUGAGUUCUUCUAGUCAGUUAAAGUUACUUAUUAUCCUAAAUGUUAAAGAUUUACAAAUGUAUUAUGUUUACUGCUCCAAAAUUGCAAUGUAAUACUUAUUAUCAUUCUGUGAACACUAAUGAU
Molecule: messenger RNA, 1213 nt
Organism: Polypterus senegalus (gray bichir)
Lineage: Eukaryota; Metazoa; Chordata; Cladistia; Polypteriformes; Polypteridae
Gene: ska1
Product: spindle and kinetochore associated complex subunit 1
Exons: 7
Coding region: 129-878 (249 amino acids)
Biological process (GO): regulation of microtubule polymerization or depolymerization; chromosome segregation; mitotic cell cycle
Cellular component (GO): outer kinetochore; mitotic spindle; spindle microtubule
Molecular function (GO): microtubule binding
Source: RefSeq, a predicted model, not a curated record